AUGCAGAGGAUUCCGAAAGACUUUGCGAACAGAUACUACAAGAACAACCUGCUAAACCUUGCAUAUCUUGAGGUACCUAGUAGCAAGGUAUGGGAAGUUGAAGUGGUUCAUUUUGAGGAUCAAAUGUGGCUAGACAACAAGUUAAAAACUGGAGAUGUUUGUGUCUUUGCAGUGAUUGAGGGCACAAUGCCCGUGUCGAUAAAUGUGAUCAUAUUUCCAGCAGUUUUUAACACAUCAAAGCAUGCAGAGGUCGUUUCUGAUGGUGAAGAUCCAUGUUCUCAAUACAUUAGUGCAGCCUAUCAAAGAGCAAAAGCUUUUACAUCUGAAAAUCCAUUCUUCAUUCGUGUUAUGCAAUCAUCAUAUGUUUCUGGCAAUUCGUUGAACAUACCUCAGGUGAUUGGGUGGGAAAUUUUUUCCGCUAAACGUAGUGAUCUGGUGCUGCAAGUUCCAAGAAAGAGAUCAUGGGCUUUAAAAUGCAACCGCGCAAAAGAAUAUGCAUUAUUGACUUCAGGUUGGAAGGAGUUUGUGUUCGACAAAUAUAUUAAAGUAGGUGAUGUUUGUGUCUUUGAACAGGUUAAUAGAUCCAAUCUUUUGUUCAAUGUCUACAUAUUUCCUGCAGAAGAAAAUGUGUGA
This is a messenger RNA of Solanum stenotomum, 633 nucleotides long. RefSeq names its product B3 domain-containing protein REM16-like. NCBI's taxonomy places the organism in Eukaryota, Viridiplantae, Streptophyta, Magnoliopsida, Solanales, Solanaceae. The transcript is spliced from 2 exons. The record is from RefSeq and is a predicted model, not a curated record. Bases 1 to 633 code for a protein of 210 amino acids. Gene Ontology annotation, molecular function: DNA binding.